This is a messenger RNA of Trichoderma harzianum CBS 226.95, 358 nucleotides long. RefSeq lists its product as hypothetical. Lineage: Eukaryota; Fungi; Ascomycota; Sordariomycetes; Hypocreales; Hypocreaceae. The transcript has 3 exons. The coding region runs from base 100 to 303 and encodes 67 amino acids. The record is from RefSeq and is a predicted model, not a curated record.
AAAGGAUUAGCAUUAAAGGCACGCUUGGAGGAAUCAGCCAGCCUUCUCGACACACUUCGACUUUUGCCUUGUUGCCUCGCCGCCUACUACUUAGGAAACAUGUUAACACAGGUUAUCGCUAUCGAUUAUGGCUCAAGGGAGAGGCUGCAAGAAAUCCUUGAUGGUAUGCUUGGCGAAGAAAACUUCAAGCUGGUUCAGCGCAUCUCGAAUCAAUGGCAAAUCAAACUAGUAAGGCGAUUAACGAUCGAGGAGAUUGACGAGAUUCGGAUACAUAUGAGAAUUCACUACCUUCCGACCUCAUGACUACAGCGGCCAAAGUUACGAAUCAAUUCGCUCAGUGUGGCAUCCUUUGGGAUAA